Molecule: messenger RNA, 765 nt
Organism: Chaetomium globosum CBS 148.51
Lineage: Eukaryota; Fungi; Ascomycota; Sordariomycetes; Sordariales; Chaetomiaceae
Exons: 3
Coding region: 1-765 (254 amino acids)
Molecular function (GO): GTPase activity
Source: RefSeq, a predicted model, not a curated record
AUGAGCAAAUACGGCGUUAUGGUGAUGGGCCCUGCCGGGGUCGGCAAGUCCACCUUUUGCGGAAGCCUCAUCACGCACCUUCAGUUAAACCGCCGCUCCACGUUCUACAUAAAUCUCGACCCCGCCGCCGAGCAUUUUCAACACGCGCCAGACCUCGACAUCAAAGACUUGAUAACGGUCGAUGAUGUGAUGGAGGAAUUGCAGCUCGGUCCUAACGGGGGACUGAUCUACUGCUUCGAAUAUCUGCUCCAAAAUCUCGACUUCAUUUCCGAUGCGCUCGAAUCGCUGACGGAGGAAUACCUCAUAAUCAUCGACAUGCCUGGCCAGAUAGAACUCUACACGCAUGUUCCGCUGCUCCCUCCCUUGGUCAAGUUUCUUACACAGCCGGGCGCGCUCGACAUUCGCCUGUGCGCGGCGUACCUCCUCGAAUCGACCUUCGUUUUGGAUAAGGCCAAAUACUUCGCCGGGACGCUUAGCGCCAUGAGCGCCAUGAUGAUGCUAGGGGUGCCACACCUCAACAUCUUGAGCAAGAUGGAUUUGAUUAAGGAUCAGAUGCGGAAAAAGGACUUUAAGCGCUUCCUCGUGCCGGAUACAACAUUACUCGAGGACGAGCGGAAGAACAAGAGCGUCACCGUCGACGUCCGCAACGAGGACAGUGUUCAGGCGAUCCUCAGCCACAUUGACGACUGCAUCCAAUACCACGAGGCCCAGGAGCCCAAGGAUCCGCCCGAGGAGGAGUUUGAUGAGGAGUUUAACGACGCAUGA